CAUCUGUUUGGGGCGUUACUGGAUCUUAUCCUGCGCACUCUCUACCUCUCCCCAAAUCAAAACACGACUUUAUAAUUUUCCAUUUUUCGGUUCAUUUCCAUUUAAGUUCGUAUUUCGUUUUUCACCUCGAUAUAUAAUAAUAUUACUGCUUAUGGAGUCUGCUGAUCCAGUUUUCUUGGAAGAAAAUGGAGUUGGUGGGUAAGGCAGUGAAGAAAGAAUUUCUAGGGUUUGGGAUCUUUACUGGUGUAGUAAGAUCUUUUGACCCGAAUUCUAGGUUAUUUCAUAUUGUCUAUGAAGACGGAGAUUCUGAGGAAAUGGAAUUCGCAGAAGUUUCUCCGAUUAUUGUAGAAGAAGAAUUGAAGGAGUCUUUUGGCAGUGAAUUGAUUCAGACGAGAAAACGGGUACGGGAAGAGGAAGAACACGAUUUAAUUGAAGAACAAACCCAAGUUAAUGACGGGCGUAAUCAUGAGGAAUUUUCGGAAUCCCUAAAUAAGAAGGUAUGUUUAGUAGGUGAGAAUUCCAUGGUUAAUGUUUCUGUUGAUGGUAAUGCAACUGAUAGUGUAGUUUGUAUUCAUGAUUUGAAUGAAAAUUUGAAGCUGAGAGAAAAUGGUUGUGUUGAUUUGGGUUUGAAUGAAAAUGAUGUGAGAGAUAGUGCUGAUGAGUUUGCAAAGAGAGACAAUGAUUUGAAUUAUGAUUUAGGUUUCUUGGAAGAAAUCCAGACAAAGGAAUUUAAGGUUGAUGAGGAUUUUAUGAAUAUUAGGUCAAUUGGAUUUUCUGAAGUAAUCCAAGAGAAGGGUAGUAUUGAUUUUGGUGAGUAUGUGAAGGGAGAUGCCGAAGUUGACAGUGAGGAGGAUAUUGAUUUAGGUGGUAUAUCAAAAAGAGGUGAUUCAGUUGAUUAUGAAAUUAGCAGAGCAACUAUUAAUAGUAUUGUUAAAUUUUACCCCAAGACUGUUGAGGAGCGGGGAGGUUUGGAUAGUGGUUAUAAGGAAGAACCUAGAAGUAAGAAAAGGAAAAAAUCCUCUGGAAAUACGAAGGCUACAACAGAGAUGGUGCUCAGAAGGAGUUCUCGUAGAACUAAUUCCACUUAUUCGCUUCAAAAUGUCUUGAUGGUGGAAGAAUCCUCGGCAGUAGACAUAUCUCCUGACACUGAUAAGAUAUCCGAAGGCUUACACACAGAAGGAUUCGCAGAGCAGAACCUUAUACCUUCAAAAAUGGAAUUGCCACUUUCGUCUAAAAAUUUGAACCUAGACGAAAUUCAUAUCCUCGAUUUUUUCUCGGUUCAUUCCUGCUUAAGGUCAUUUAGUGCUAUAUUAUUCUUGAGUCCCUUCAGUUUGGAAGCUUUUGCUGCAGCGGCGAAUAGCAAGGUCCCAAAUUCCCUUAUUGAUUCCAUUCACGUGUCUAUUUUGCGAACUCUGAAGUUGCAGAUGGAGUUCCUUUCUAGCGAAGGAUCUCAAUCUGCUUCCAAUUGCUUGAGGAGUCUUAAUUGGGAAUUGUUGGACUUAGUUACUUGGCCUGUUUACAUGGUUGAGUACCUAUUGAUUCAUGGCUCAGAAUUAAAACCUGGUUACGAGCUUAGUCGUUUGAAGCUCUUGAACAGCGAUUACUAUAAACAGUCUCCAAGCAUAAAGCUGGAGAUACUUCGUUGUUUAUGUGAUGAUCUACUUGAGGCAGAGGUCAUAAGGUUGGAACUCAACAGAAGAAAUGUAGCGUCUGAGAACGAUGCUGAUAUUGACCGCAUUUCAAACAGUGAGAAUCACAAGAAGAGGAAACAUCCAGUGAAUGGAUUGGGUAGUUCUGGCUUGACGGAGGUGAUUGUUGAUGAAACCAAUGACUGGAACAGUGAUGAAUGCUGUUUGUGUAAGAUGGAUGGGAGCUUAAUAUGUUGUGAUGGUUGUCCGGCUGCUUAUCAUUCAAGGUGCGUAGGGGUUGUCAAGGAUCUUUUGCCAGAAGGUGAUUGGUACUGCCCGGAAUGUGUGAUGGACAAACAUUAUUCAUCGAUGAAGUCAUCAAAGUCUCUUCGUGGAGCAGAGCUGCUGGGUGUAGAUCCAUAUGGGCGGCUAUUUUUUUCCAGCUGCGGUUACCUAUUGGUGUCAGAUUCAUGCGAGACAGAAUCGUUUUACUAUUAUUACCACAGGGAUGAUUUAGAUGCUGUUAUUGAAGUUUUGAGGUCAUCAUCUACUCUUUACAGUGGCAUAAUAAAUGCAAUCUCGAUAAAUUGGAAUACUCCUUUUGAUUCAAAAGCAAAAGAUCGUUUGAAUUUUCAGACUCCCACUGUUCACAGAAACCUGAUUGUGGAUAGUAAACCGAAACCAAGUGAAAUUUCUGCCACGAACAAAGUUUUGGAUGGUCAGAGCUGCAAGGUUUCUUUGCAGUCUAUUGGAAGCCCAGUUUCUUCAGUAGCAGUCCAGGUUAAGGAUAUGACAAGACCUAUUACGAACUCUGAAGGCUCCACUGAAAUAUCACAAGGUGUUGAAGGCAUUCAAAUGCCUGUGAAGAAUGAGACAGAUUGUUCCAACUACUCUUUUGAAGAUCUUAACUACACUGGAUCCUUGGAAAAUGCUACUCCCAAUAUUGGGAAUCAUUCUUUGGAGCCUGCUGCUUCUGCUGUUGAACAAAAACAGAAUACUGUAGCUGCAGUUCCUGCAUCAGCAAACAUGGUGUUUGAAGAUGAUUUCUAUGUUAACUAUUAUAGUUUGGCACAUAUAUCUGCCUCCAUUGCUGGACAGUUAUUAUCUAAAUCUUCAGAAAGCAUACCUCAGGACCUAAAGAAAUCCGAUGAAGAGAUUAUUGCAAAACAGAUGAAUCUCAUUUCUAAAAAUAUGACUAGGUUUAGUUGGUCAAGCAUUUAUGGACUGCCCAUGGAUGCUGAGAAAGAAAGCUGCGGGUGGUGUUUUUCUUGCAGAUCUACCGAUAGCGAGGAUUGCUUGUUUAGCAUCACCACUAAACAUUCUGUUGCAAAAGGCUUUAGGACCGAGUUUUCUUCAAUAAAAAAUAACGAAAGCCAUCUAACUACUGUCAUACAUCAUAUCCUUUCCAUUGAAGAACGUUUAUCUGGUCUACUUUCGGGUCCGUGGCGUAAUCCACAUUACAGCAAGCAUUGGCGUAGAACUGUUACCCAGGCAUCCAGUGUUGCAUCAUUGAGAAAUCUGUUAGUUAGUGUAGAGUCCAAUUUGCGUCAUAUCGCGCUUUCAGCAGAUUGGUUCAAAGUGGUUGAUUCUGUUGUUACAAUGGGGUCUGCUUCUUAUGCCAUGACCAAAGGUCAGGUGUCUUCUUCAAAGAAUGGGGGUGGUAAAAAGCGGGGCAAAUUGUCACUUACUGGUACCAAUUCAACUGUAAAUGGUGGGGGCCGAUCAGGCGUAUUCUGGUGGAGGGGUGGGCGAGUUUCACGUCAAGUGUUUCACUGCAAGAUCUUGCCUCAGUUCUUGGCAGUGAAGAGUGGCCGGCAAGCUGGCUGUGGUAAAAUUCCGACUAUUUUGUACCUUGACAAUUCGGAAUCUGCUAGGAGAAUCAGAUAUACUGCUUGGAGAGCUGCUGUAGAGAUGUCAACGAUCGUGACACAGCUUGCCUGCCAGGUUAGGGAAUUUGACUCGAACAUUAGGUGGGAUGAGAUUGAAAAUGCUCAACUUUUAUCUCUUAUAGACAAGAAUUAUAAAAAAUCAUGGAGGCUGUUCAAGAAGGUUACUAUCCGAAGGAAGUGCGUCGAAGGAGCAAAUGUGAAAUAUCUGCUUGAUUUUGGCAAAAGAAGAACUAUUCCUGAUUCUGUUAUCCAACAUGGAGUCAUGCUAGAAUUAUCUGCUAGCGAAAGGAAGAAGUAUUGGUUGGAUGAGUUACAUGUUCCUUUAAGUAUUCUGAAGGCGUUUGAAGAGAAAAAACUUGCUCGCAUACACAAUAAGACUGACUCUGCAGUGCUUCGCGGAGAAGCUGGUAAAUUAAUAAAAAGGACCUCCAGAAAACAGGGUCUUUCUUAUCUCCUGUCGAAAUCGGAAAAUCACCAAUGUGGACAGUGCAAAAAAGAUUUGUUGGUCAGGGAAGCUGUGAGCUGUAAUGAUUGCAAAGGUUUUUUCCAUAAAAAGCAUUUCAGGAAGCCUAAGGGCAAAAAUUCUGCAGAUUGUACAUAUACAUGCAACAAGUGCCAGAGCACAAAACAUGUGAAAAAACUUGUGAAGAAAUUCGUAAAAAUUAAAAAGAAAAUGAAAAAGGGGAAACCAGUGGCACAGGAGAAAAUAACCUCCAUAUCUGAGCGACCAAGACGUUCUAUUCAGAGAGUUAACUAUGUCGAAUUGCAAAAGAAAGAGCUGGAUGGAACCAAAAAGCACACACCAGGUCACCAGAAACAAGGGAUCACCAAGAAAAACACACGAGGCCGACCUAGGAAAUGGGUCCCAGUGGAACAAAAAAUGCAGCCUAAGAAAGUGAUCGUGAAGAAGAAAAAACGUGGUCGACCUAAGAAAUUGAUCACCAAGAAACAUGAAGAAGGUAGAUCCAAGAAAGUGGUCUGUUGGCCAAAAGGGAACAGAACACAGAUUUAUCAUGCAUUCUGGCUUAAUGGUCUUCGGUUUUCAAGCAAACCAAAUGAUGCUCGUGUCAUGGAUUUUGGGGAAGGAAGACUACUUCUGCCAUCUGAAAAUCCAAAUGCCCUCUCUACACAACCCAUUUGUGGUCUUUGCUUGGAAGCAGAAUAUACAUCCAGAUUAAUUUAUAUCAAAUGUGAAAAAUGCCAAGAAUGGUUCCAUGGAGAUGCUUUUGGGUGCAAAGUGGAAAGCACCACUAAAAUUAUCGGAUUCCGGUGUCAUAAAUGCCGUGAGAGUAGCCCUCCUGUUUGUCCGCAUAUGAUGGACAUAGCAAUUUCCUGCAAUAUCAAUGAAGGGGAAUGUCGUUCCGGAGCUGAAUGUGGUGACAAGGAAUUGCCUGAUAUUGAUGAAUUUUCUAAUGGAAAAGAUGAAAGACAUGAAUUUGCUUCCAGUGAUGGUUGUCAGGGUUUGGUUCACACUUAUGUCCGUAAGCCACGAUCAGAUACACUUCUUCAUUCUAAUAACAAGGUUAAAAAAGCACUCGAAGUUCCGGAUUCUAAUAAGUCGAUUGAUGAAGAAAAGAAUGUCAUUUCUCCUGACCAGACUCUUAUGGUAAGUGGCGUUGAAUCAAAAGAGUGUACCGAGUCUGUCGAAAAGCAGGAAUUACAUACUGUAGUUCCAGAUUCAGGUCAUGAAGAUCAAAAGGUAGAUACGGUUCUUGACUGUGAUGAUACUCCUUCGUCCCAUGCAUGUAUGGUUGAAUCAGAAAAUGAGCAGUUUAUAUCUGUUGGAUCACCUCCUGGAACAGUUAAUUUAUCUUGCACAACUUCUGAGGAUGUCAUUGAGAAGGAAGCGCCAGUGGUGGGACAUAAUGAGGUUGAGGAUGGUAUUGCUAUUACACCUGCUAAUACAGAGAUGCCUUUGGCAGUAGGCUUUGGUGCCCCUGCUGAGUUAAUGCAACCCGCAUCCCCUUCAACAUUAACGCAAUCCAUAAAUACAAGAGGAAAUCAAGUGUAGACUCAUUAUUAACUGUUACAGUAGUUGUGGAGCUCCAGAUUAUACAGUAGGCUUAAAAUCCAGUGGGAACAAGUAUUAAACAGAAAUACUGUUCAUUGAGAAUUGCUGAUAGAAAAAUUUCAUAUGGGAUGGAGAUUUCCCAUCGAGGAUUUCUUUCGUUUUUGGGGGUGGGGGUGGAUGUACCAGUAGAGGUCUAUUUGAUUUUUCUAGCAUGGAUGCCUUUGAAUGCCGUGUUAGGGAAAGCUUGACCACAAGUGGAUUGGAAUUUCAUUGGUUUUAUAAUGACAUUAUUUUUUUCCAUCAUGCUGCAGUCAAUUUGUUGUGUAAGUUUCGAGUUCACCCUUCCUGCAACUAAUACUUUCCAUGUAGAAAAAGUAGCACUCCAUAUCUUCUCGUUAACUCGUUUGCCAAUACAUGUAAACAAUUUACAUGAUGCCUGUAGCUGAAACUUGAAGCUAUAAUAUUUUAUAGUGAUUUGUAAGUUUUUAAGAAUUUAAGGAGUCGUCUAUGGGGAAUCAAGAACUCUCACAAUCCACAAGUUAACACAUUGUCCUGGCUGCGUGGGUUGGAUUCGUCAAGAGGGGUGGGCUUUUCCACUUUUACAUGGUUUUUUAUGUUAGUGCAGGGAUAUCUUCUGAAAUUUGAGUGUUAAGCUGCUGCAGUUUCUGUAUCAAGGACAGAUUUUGAUGGAGCGAGACUUUUACAAUCACUUGUUCCGCAUAAUGAGACAGAAUGGCAUAUUUCUCUUAAGAUUGUGGCCGUCAUAAGGUGCUAGUCCUUUUUCUCUCAACUGUCUCGUGAAGGUUGUUCAAAGCUUGGUACCUUGGAGAAUCAGGUUCUGCUCUUCAUUCUGCACAGGUGAGGAUAAUGUUUGUUGUUGUGGUGGAUAUAUGGGAUUAAGAUUUUAUCUCCAAGAAAAUGUUGAGCAAAAUCGGGGUUCAAGAUGGUUCUUUUUGGGUGUGUAGUCAAGAUGUCUCUGUCCUGAAAGAGCUUCGAUUCAACACAGAAAGGGAGUUCUGCUGUCAGAGUGGGAGAAGAUCAAGGAAAACAAUGCAAUUUUUUUUUAUAAAGACAAAUAUACCUAGUGAAACUGAAGCGUCUCUAUAACUAUAGAGGUUUCGUUUCUAUAACUAUAGUUAUAUACAUAUAUUCCAGGCCUCAGAAUGGAUCUAGAAUACUCUUUCCACAAGCUGACGUUCUCCUUUCCACUUCCCGGCGACCAUUUUAUUUUCUGUUCUUUCUUGAAAAUGCCAUUCACAAUAGGCAAUUCGUGUUUCCCAUCCAUUUCUCCUAGUUUUCCGCUUCCUGGUCCCCUCGGUUAGGUUAAAUAGACUGAUUGUCGUGGACAAGAGAAUAGACACUGUACUUGGACAGAAAGGAAUAAUCGGGGAGACAUGUCUCGAAUUCAGUCUGGACUUGGAGUCGUGAAGAAACGCGUAGUGCAAAGCACGUCGUUUCCAAGUCCUGAGAAACGAAAAAACAACGAAAGACAUUGGACUCCGUCGCUUACUUCAGGUCGGUGAUUUUCCCAUGCGAAUACCAUUCCUGACGUGUGCGAAUUGAAAAGCAAAAGUUGGGUUAGCUGUGUAAACUGGUAACCGGCUGUAUAAAGCAUCAAAAUUUGAAGUCAAAUGAUAAAUGACCUAUUAGUGCCCGUCCAACGAAGUGGCUCGGAAGCUAUUAGGUUCGGUAUUUUAACGAACCAAAUAAGGUUCGGAUUUAUAAAAUACUGUUCCGUAUAUAAAUAGUCAUUUUUAGACCCUGAAAAUUCUCAGAGCAUUUUUAUAGCGUUUUUGUUCUUCCCGGUGAAUUAAUUUGAUCGCGAAAAGAGAUAUUUUGUUGCGCUGUUCUUCGUUGAAGCGCUGGAAAACAAGGCAGAUAAACAGGAAAUGGUGGCAGUGGUGGCAGAACAAAAAUCUUCACUGAACCCAGACGCACCCCUCUUUAUUCCAGAGGCAUUUCGUCAUGUGGAGGAUUUUUCUCCAGAAUGGUGGGAUCUGGUGAAGACCUCAACAUGGUUCCGUGACUACUGGCUGAACAGCCAGGAGGAAGAAGAAGGUUAUUUUUUUGAUGAAAAUGAUAAAAGCGAAAUUGCUCAUUUGCUUCCCGAGUCAUUUGAUCUUGGCAUUGAUGAAGAAGAUGAGUUCCCCAACUUGGAAGCCGAGUUAGAUGACAUGGUCAGGUCUUCUGAAGCUGAAGAUUACAAGAACCAAUUAGCUCUUGAAAACAGCAAACAAUUGAAAAAUGAGUUGGAGAUUGAUGAAGCACAGGCACUAAUGAAAAAUCUGGGUUUGCAAAAAUCAUCCCCUAGAGCUAGUUCUAAAUCCCCAGUUUACCGUGAGAAGGCGACACAGUAUGAAAGUCCUAAAUGCAGCAGCAGCAGUCCACGUUUCAUCCAUCAGCCACGUUAAAUAGCAUCAUCUUGUUGUUAUCAUUUCCUUUUGGAUUGCAGGUCAGCUUACUAAAUGAUAACGGAGUAAAUUAGUUUUUUCAGUUUUCCCUUUUUGUAUAGAACUACAAGUUGCAGCUCUUUGUAAUUUUCCCUCAAUCAUGUUAAAAUCCGUUCUUACUUUACUGCUGGUAGAAAGAUUCCUAGCAAAAACAAUGUAAACAAAAGUUUAAAAGUUAAAUGAAAAAAAAGAAAGCUUGUUUCAGAAGAAAGCAAA
Molecule: messenger RNA, 8194 nt
Organism: Papaver somniferum (opium poppy)
Lineage: Eukaryota; Viridiplantae; Streptophyta; Magnoliopsida; Ranunculales; Papaveraceae
Product: DDT domain-containing protein PTM-like
Exons: 13
Coding region: 186-5528 (1780 amino acids)
Source: RefSeq, a predicted model, not a curated record